Messenger RNA from Cydia strobilella, 2120 nucleotides. RefSeq lists its product as uncharacterized. The record is from RefSeq and is a predicted model, not a curated record. Gene Ontology annotation, biological process: non-motile cilium assembly. Gene Ontology annotation, cellular component: ciliary transition zone. The coding region runs from base 119 to 553 and encodes 144 amino acids. The transcript has 2 exons. Lineage: Eukaryota; Metazoa; Arthropoda; Insecta; Lepidoptera; Tortricidae.
AAAUUAAAUAGGUACUAUAAAAAAACGUAUUUUCAGCAGUGAAUUAAAAUAAAAGUUGAUUUACUUGGUGCAAAUUAAACAGCAAGUGUUAUUUGAAACAAAAUAACAUCAAUACACUAUGGUCAAUCCGAGUUUAGCAUAUGAGAUUCUUUUGUAUAUAAAUUCAUUUUAUUUUGGACUCUUCUCAACAUGUGAGCUGGGCGCUCUCGUACUGAAGUCUUUUCUUAUUAGUGGAAAUUAUAAAAUUGUCGAACAAGGUUAUAUAUUGAUUGGAAGAGAUUAUGGUGUGCUCAUUGGAUUAUUUAUCGUAGAAGCAGCCAGAUUGUUUCUUGGAAGGAAGGGUAGCCUUAGUGAAAAAGAUCCUCCAGUGAUGUUUUCAGUGUUCCUAACACUACCUUCUAUUGGUGGGGUGCUAUUUCUCUUGCACUGGCAACAAGUAGUACUUCGGAUUGAGUAUAUAUGGUGUACCUUGAUGCUGUUAUUGCAGUUAGCCGAGUUUGUGUUUGCGUGUGUGUUCAUAGUCACCAUGUGUCGGGGCCCCUCUUAUGACUGAGUAGCCAAUCAAAUCAUACCGCUACCACCAGAGACGAAUCAGGAUGGAACUAAAACUACAUGUAUUGUAAUUUGUUAUCAAACAAAUUUGAUACCUUUUACAUACUAUAUAACACUAACCAAUUGUAUGAAAAGUUUGAAAAGCGUCUAGUUUUAUCAGCAGUAUACUUAAGAAGAGUUUUUAUGAGUAGGUAAUUUUAUAUGACCAUCAAUAUAUUUUUACUAUACAGCUUGACUAUAAAUUAUCUAACGGGAACAAAUCAAAUUAUUUUAUGAAAUAUUUUCCCCCCUCGGCCACCAGUGGACUUGGUCACUUUUUCUUUUGUGUAUGAUAUCUAUUUCAGUUUAUAAAUUAUCUGUCUUUUCUAUAGACCGUUUCUUUACAUGUAUAGUCUAAAUAGAAAGGGAAGUACAAAAAUAUGGAAGUAUAUUUGAUGCAAAUCUGAGAAAUAAAGAACUUCCAUAAUAUAACCUAACGUUUCUACCUAAUUUUUUUGGAAUAUUAUUCUAUGUUAAAUUAAUAUCUUAAUAUUUAAGUAAUUUUUCAUAAGAAGCUAUAUUUCUAAAAAUAUUUAUAAAAUCUUUUUACGGUUUAGUGCUCCAAUUAUAUUUACAGAACAGAAUGUGUAAUUCAGUUUACAUAACAUUUUAUGUACUUAUGCAGUAUGAAGAUGAAAGAAACAGGAGAUUCUACUCUUAUCACAAGUUUCUACAUUGAUAUAGAUAAAGUAGUAUCUUCCUCUUGCCAAUAUUUAGAAUUUUAGAUUAUAUUUGUAUCACAAAUGUAAGACACAGAGAUAAUCUUUGUGCUAACAAAAAAAUCACAGUGUGUUUUUAUGGUGUGCUAUUUUAAUACUAUGCAUUUGAUGUUAAAAAAUAUGUUUAUAGGAGUUUUUACUGUAAGUUCCUCAGUGUGUUACCUACCUUUUUAUGCUCUCUAUCUUCAUGUUUUAAUGAGUAAAGUUAACUUUGUGCCACUAGAUUUCGCCAAUCACUAUUUUAUUGGAGGUUUAGAUGGGUAUUUUAUUCAACCCAGAGAUAGGUAAAUGUAUACUGGGCUAGACUGAGGUCUGUAGAUUGUCAAAUAUACUGUUAGGUAUGCUGGAUCAAAUAUUGAAUUGUUAUAAUCUUUGAUAAUUUUAGCUUAAGGUGCAUUCAGUCUUAAAUCAGGGAGCUGGUGGGUUUAAAGUUCUAGGCUAGGCUCCGCCACUGGUCUCUAGUCCAAAUAAUAAAUGAUGCGUAGCCUGAACACAGGCAGCUUUAGGCCUGCCCAAAAGAAACGGAAGUGAUAUUGUGGCCUUUUGAUAGAAAUUAUACACCUAUUCAAGGAUUGUUAUUUAUCAAAACCUUCCAUUGUGUAUUAGAUUUUUAUAGAACCAAAGAUUUAUCAAAGGAGAUUGCCCUCUUAUUUACUUAAGAUAUUGUGUGUGUAUUUACAUAAGCUUUAGACACCUAGCACUUAUAUUAUAUUGUAUUGUAAUACAGCAAAUCUGAAAUGAAAUAUUGAUUUUUUAUUUCAUUUCAUUUAUUUAGCAUAUAUAAGCAUUAGUGUUAUACCAAAGCGCUUA